AAAAUAUAAAACUGGUUCAGCUCACAUUUAACAAAAAACCAAAACCCCUCCCCCACCUCGCAAUCCAUCCAUCCACUUCGGCACCCCGCAUUUUUCUCUCCUUUCGCUUUCUAAGGAAGAAAAAGAAAAGAAAAGUGUCCACCGGAAAUAAUAAUAAUAAUAGUUAUAAUAGAAAAUGUCUGACAGGUGCCCACCCCGCCUCCACAACCGCCAACCCUCCACUUCUUCGGUUCAGAGCGAUACAUCCACCGGCGACGGCGGCGAACAAGGCACGUCUCCUAACGACGAACCUCCUCCUCCUCCUCAACAGCAGCAACAGCACCAGAAGCCCGCUCAUCAUCAUCAUCAGCAGCAGCAGCACCAGCGGACACACAAGAAGCAAUUCCUUGUCGGAGGUGCACACUCGCGUCACCAUACGCGGGUCCCAUCGUACGGGCGGAAUUUGAACAGGCUUGGGAAGUUGACGCCGUUGGAGACGUCGCCUGUGAAAGGCGCCGCAAGUGAGAGGGUGAAGGGCGGUGGGAAGAAGUUGACGUUCGGGGUUGGUGAAGGUGGUGGUGGCGAGGAGGGACAAGAACUGAUAGAAGGAGAAGUAGAAGAGGUUGAGGUGGUACCAGAAGAGACCACGAGUGGUGGUGGUGGUGGUGGUGGUGGUAGUGGUGGUUUAGUAACGUCAGGUGGUGCUGUUGGGGGCGGCGCUUCGGGGACUAAGGGACUGGCGCCCAGUGCUAAAUCUCUCGAUCAUCAACCACGAGAGGGGGUGCGUCGGAAGUCAUAUACCACGACUCGAAGAGCGGGUUCCGGUCAGGAUAACAGCGGAAAUAAUAAGAGGGAUAGAUCACGGUCGAAAUCGAGAGAGGGCGGGAGGAAUAAGAAGAUUACAGCUUCUUCUGGACACGUUCCUGCGGACGGGUUUGUCGAGAUGGGUGCUGGACGGGGUACUGGUAGUGACGGAGGUGGCGAUGCACCUUCGGCGACAAUCACAUCACCAUCGCAGCAAUUACAACGGAAGCAACAGCAACAGCAACAGCUUACAUCCCAGCCUGCACCGGCACAAUCGAAACCACAAUCACAGAAUCAAUCACAGAAUGGCGGAAAUGGCAAUGCCAAUACUCAACCUCCUACCGCAAAGGAGCUGCACGCCCACCUCCUCCUCCCGCACACAAAACCCCCCAGCGCAACAAUCCCCCCACAAGUGAACCACGAGUCCAUCUCCACGCAUACCAAAAUUCAGCAUACACCUCCUCCACCAAACGCACCGAUAACGCCCGCCCACUCACCCCCCAAUUCCCACGAUCAACCAUUAACCUCCCGCUUCAUAGACUUUUCAAAUUCACAAGGCGGAGCAUCAAUCUCCCCAUCUUCCGGCGGCGGCGCCCGUCGCAGUGGUAAUGCUGGGGGAGGAGAUGGCGCUCCCCCAUCCACAGCAGCAUCACUCCCAACCCCGAAUCGCCACAAGUCCUCAUCCGUCCCGAAAACACCAACAGACCCCCCAUCAACUACCUCUACGACCGCCUCCAAGACCACCCCCGCUGCUAUCGCGGUCAAACCCUCCAGAACCCAACAAAAGCUCUGGCUCCAACGCCAAUCCUCCCAGCACGAGCCCCCCGUGGCAAUCCCCCACCACGCAUACCUCUCCCAAGUCUCUUAUCAAAACCCACAAACCCAUUCCCAGUCCCACCACCACACCUACCACCCCACCACCACCUCUCACUCCCCCUCCGCAGCCCUCUCCAUCCCGCUCUCUCGUGGGAUCCACCCAGCCCGCCUCACGAAAGAAUUCGAACGCGUGAACCGCGAGUACCUCAACACCCGCCGCUUCAUGAACCCGAUCCUGGACUCCCUGGAGAGAACAGCUACUGGGCGCAACCCCGACCGGCGGAUACCCAGGAGGGGCCAUGCCAGCGAUGCGGGUGGAAACACCAUGGGCCUUUCCCAGAGCCUGAAGGAAACGGGAAGUUUGAGAGUCGGUGGUGGUGGUGGGGUGAGAGGUGGCAGUGUCGGAGUCAAGGAUGAUUCGGCCGUUGCGAGACAGAGCGUUGCUGAGAGGGGGAGGGAGAGGGAGAGGAGCGGGGAUUUGCAUGCUCUGUUGAUGAGGAUCUGGAGGGAGGGGGAGCUGUUGGUAUCCACUGAGUGAGGCGCGCUGCCGCUUUGACGAGCCGUGGGGGUGGAUGAGUGGGUGGGCCUCUUCUUGUGCUUUUACUACUGCAUGAUCAUCAUAAAGCUUGUCAUAGUCUUUGCUUCGAUAUCUUUCCUUUUCUCCCCAUCAUGUGAUUAUUCUGUUUUUCCCUCCUCUUCCUAGCUUUAAUGUAAGUACUUUCUCUCUUUCCCUCGUCAUUUGAUUGGUAUGGGAGCUUCUUCCUGUCUGACUCGUCACGUGUCUUUUGCUUCGCUCUUCCUUACCGAUGUAAAUUAAAUUAAACUAGGUGGCAACUGUCUUUUUUUCUUUUCUUUUCCGAUUCGCUCACUUGAUUUGCUUGACUACCAUAAAUUAAAUUAAAUUCAAUGUCCGGAUAGCCAUGUUGUAGCUGCCGAGUUUUCUUUAAAAGUGAAAGUGUAGAAUUCUAAGUAUAUUGGACUUCCAGGGUCCGAUUUGCCAUGUG
Tuber aestivum (summer truffle) is the source of this 2603-nucleotide messenger RNA. The record is from the annotation of a GenBank genome assembly. Lineage: Eukaryota; Fungi; Ascomycota; Pezizomycetes; Pezizales; Tuberaceae.